AUGUCUAUUUAGGAUAUAUAGGUUAUAGACACUCGUCAUAAAUAAGGUGAUUCAAUAAAAUCUAAAGAUUGGGAAUAGUUAAGGAAAAAGAUAUUUUAAGAAGAUGAAUCUUUAUGGAAUGACACUUAGCUAACCUUAAAUGGGUUCGAAGAACAUAAAUUUAAUAUAAACUUAAAUGAAAAUAUGUAAAAAAAUAAUAUAAUGGAAAGUAAAAUGUAGAAAUGUUAAAUAUAAAAUGUAAAUUCAAGAAGAUUGAAAAGUUUAAACAGAUUAAGUUUUAGUAGAAGUAAAAUAAAUCAAGCUGACCUAUCAAAUAAAUAUGAAAGUUAUAAAUAAACUGACAAUAAUUUGUCCUAAAAAGAAUUCAGUUGUGCAUCAAAUUAUUGGUAGAAUACAAAUAGAAGGAAUACUAUUAAAAUUAAUACAUUAUUUAAUACUCAUCCUUAUUUUUUUAGAAACUUAUCAAUGCUUACAAAAAUAAAAUUAAAAAUGAAGCAUUUUUUAGAAAACUUUACUAAUAUAUAGAGGUCAAGACUCUUAAACAGCGAAAUGCGCUCACUUGUUAACGACUAGAGUGAUAUAUUAGAGAUAAAAGAUGAUUUUGUAAAUAAUUUGCUGAUAAAUUUUAAUAAAUGCUCUAUUUUUAAGCAUUUUUAGAUUCCUUUAUUUAAACUGUCAAGCAGAAUUGGCUUUUACACAAAAUUAAUACUAACUUUGAUAAAUAUAAUUUAUUUGCUUUUUUUAUCUAUUUUUUUUGUCUAUAAAGUAGAAGAUUAUUUUUCAAAAAUAAUAAAAACAUUUAUCAAUUUCUUUUGA
Molecule: messenger RNA, 816 nt
Organism: Tetrahymena thermophila SB210
Lineage: Eukaryota; Ciliophora; Oligohymenophorea; Hymenostomatida; Tetrahymenidae
Product: cation channel family transporter, putative
Exons: 2
Source: RefSeq, a predicted model, not a curated record